AUGGAUGGCGACUGGGGGAACAGUACCGCAGUCGGGCGCGGCAGGGUGCUGGCAACCCUUGGAAAACUGGUGCUUGAAAAUGUAGAUCAGCUGGCGCGCCUUGAAUCACUUGAUGUUGGAAAGCCCUACAAGCAAGCGAAAGCCGACGUGAUCGCGCUGGCCCGCUACAUGGAGUUUUACGCUGGGGCUGCUGAUAAAAUUCACGGUGAGACUAUUCCCUAUCUGGAUGGUUAUACGGUUUAUACAUUGCGUGAACCUCAUGGCGUCACCGGCCAUAUUAUUCCCUGGAAUUACCCAAUGCAGAUUAUCGGCCGCUCGGUUGGCGCUGCUCUUGCCAUGGGCAAUGCUGCGGUUCUCAAGCCGGCGGAAGAGGCUUGCCUAACCGCGCUGGUUUUUGCCGAUCUUGCAAGACAGGCUGGUUUGCCGGCAGGUGCGCUGAAUAUCGUUCCCGGAUUGGGAGAGGAGGCUGGUGCAGCAUUAACUGAACAUCCGGACGUGAACCAUAUUUCCUUUACCGGUUCGGUUGGCGUUGGCAAGAUUAUCCAGACAAAUGCUGCGAAGAACAUCGUACCGGUAACCCUCGAACUUGGCGGCAAGUCGCCGCAGCUGGUAUUUGAGGAUGCCGACAUAGACACGGCACUGCCAUUUUUGGUGAAUGCCGGGAUCCAGAAUGCGGGUCAAACCUGUUCUGCUUCGUCGCGCAUUCUUGUUCAUGUUGACCGCUAUGACGAAGUCGUGAGUAAGAUGUCUGCGCGCUAUGAAGCGCUGCAGGUUGGGCCGGCAAUGGAUGAUCUGGAUGUUGGGCCGUUAAUUUCCGUGCGGCAGAAGUCCAUCGUCGAGGACUUUCUCGCUAAAGGAAACGAUCUUGAAAUUGCAGCUAAGGGCACUCUGGUUGGCUCUGCGCCCCAGCGCGGCACCUAUGUCACACCAACAUUGUUUGCAUCUCCACCGGCCGAUCACGUGCUCGCACAAGAGGAGAUUUUUGGUCCUGUGCAGGUUGUAAUACCGUUCCAAGAUGAAGCAGAAGCAGUCACAAUCGCCAACGGCACAGCGUUCGGUCUCGUUGCAUCCGUGUGGAGUCGCGACGGCGCCCGCCAGAUGCGCCUCGCUAAGAAACUGCGAUCCGGACAGGUCUUCAUUAACAACUACGGUGCCGGUGGUGGGGUUGAGCUUCCAUUUGGUGGCACCGGUCAAUCCGGCCACGGGCGAGAAAAAGGGUUUGAAGCGCUUUACGGCUUCUCUACUUUAAAAACCGUGGCCGCACUUCAUGGGUAG
Messenger RNA from Nerophis lumbriciformis (worm pipefish), 1275 nucleotides. The record is from RefSeq and is a predicted model, not a curated record. Lineage: Eukaryota; Metazoa; Chordata; Actinopteri; Syngnathiformes; Syngnathidae.